Dissoconium aciculare CBS 342.82 is the source of this 1347-nucleotide messenger RNA. Its product is annotated as actin-related protein, ARP6 class. The transcript has 2 exons. NCBI's taxonomy places the organism in Eukaryota, Fungi, Ascomycota, Dothideomycetes, Mycosphaerellales, Dissoconiaceae. The record is from RefSeq and is a predicted model, not a curated record. Gene Ontology annotation, molecular function: nucleosome binding. Bases 1 to 1347 code for a protein of 448 amino acids. Gene Ontology annotation, cellular component: Swr1 complex.
AUGGUUCGACCAACCUCAGCCUCAGCUCCAGCCAAAAAGUUAUCUGUCAAUGUAGCAACUAAGACGCUCGUGCUGGACAAUGGAUCUCAUACUAUUAAAGCCGGAUUCUCCGCACCAGGAGUAGAGCCUGAUCUCAAAGACUGCCAUGUGAUUCCGAAUUGCAUCGCGCGAUCUCAGCGCGACAAGAGAACCUAUAUUGCGGCUGAAUUAGAUGAAUGCAUCGACUUUGGCGAACUUCAGAUUCGCAGACCUGUGGAGCGCGGCUAUAUCGUGAAUUGGGAGGGCGAAAAGGCAAUCUGGGACCGCACCAUUUUGGACAGUCAAAGUCCUGUUCAUUGCGAUCCGUCAGAAUGCAAUUUACUACUCACGGAAGCACCAAAUGCGCCGAGUGCAGUGCAAAGGAAUUCCGACGAAAUGGUCUUCGAGGAAUAUGAAUUUGCAAGUCUGUACAGGACGACUGCGCCUAUGCUUAAUGCCUAUACGCAGUCACCCUUUGCGUCGACCAGUCUAUUGCCAGCAGGCAGUUCGCAAGAAUGUCUCUUGGUCGUAGAUAUAGGCCACUCUCACACCACCGUCACGCCGCUCUAUCAAGGGCAUCCGUUACACCCCGCAUGCCGCAGAUUGGAGAUUGGCGGGAGGCUACUGACGAAUUUACUCAAGGAAAGACUUAGCCGCACGAUGGACAUGCAACGGGAGGAAUGGAUUGUCCAAGAAAUGAAAGAAGAUACAUGCUACGUUGCCGCAGAUCUUGGUGAUUUCAGUGACAGACUAGAGCGUGCCUGGAAAGGCGGCCAGAAGGACCCUCGAGAAGUCGAUGCGAGCGUACUGGUUGACUAUGUUCUGCCCGACUAUGAGCAGCUGAAGCGAGGCUAUGCGAAGCCUUAUGAUGUGAACAAGACAGCACGCAUGCGCCUCGGUAUCGGUGGCGCUGCCGAGCCAGCCAUCACUGUGGGCAAUGAACGCUUUACAGUUCCCGAAUUGCUCUUUGCGCCCAGCGAUAUUGGCAUGCAGCAGGAUGGAAUUCCAGGAGUCAUACUGCAGAGCCUAGAUGCUCUUCCGAAAGGCCUAUGGCAGCCGCUAUUGGCCAGCAUCCUCGUCGUGGGAGGAACCAGCAAGAUGCCUGGACUAGUCGAGCGCCUAGAGCGUGAGCUUCGUAACAAGAUCGAUGAUUCGUAUUCUGUUCGAGUUGUGCGAGCGGAAGACCCUACCAAAAAUGUUUGGCUCGGCGGCGCACGUCUUGCGCAGGACUCUGAGUUGCUACGAUCCCUGUCCGUCACACGUGCGGAAUAUAUUGAGCACGGAGAGCUCUGGACCAGACGCAAGUUCGCGGGGAAAGUCCACAGAUGA